AUGGCGGACCGUCUAUCUUCAAACUCUUCCUCGCGCCGGUCGAGGGCAGGCGACAGUUCCAUCGGCCAGUUCGUCAUCGGGUCUGAGAUAGGCAAAGGUAGCUUCGCCCAGGUCUACCAGGGCAAGCACCAGUCCUCGGGGGCCCUGGUUGCCGUCAAGUCGGUCGAACUUGCCCGGCUGAACAAGAAACUGAAAGAGAACCUCUACAGCGAGAUCCAAAUCCUCAAGAAGCUUCGCCAUCCUCAUAUCGUCGCCCUCCAUGACUGCAUCGAGUCGACGACCCACAUCAACCUCAUCAUGGAAUACUGCGAGCUGGGAGACCUAUCAUUGUUUAUUAAGAAGAGAGACAAGCUGAUAACGCAUCCCGCCACAUGCGAUAUGGCUCGCAAAUACCCAACCGUCCCCAAUGCCGGUCUGAACGAGGUGGUUAUCCGUCACUUUCUCCAGCAACUCGCCAGUGCAUUGCAAUUCCUCCGCCAGAGUAAUUUCGUCCACAGAGAUGUGAAGCCCCAGAACCUUCUCCUUCUUCCCUCGGUUCAGUACAGAGAGAGCAACAAGGAGGCUCGGCCGAUCCUCAGCGCCAGCCAAGACUCGUUAAUACCAGCCGUGGGCUUACAGUCUCUGCCGAUGCUCAAGCUCGCGGAUUUCGGAUUCGCCCGCGUCCUGCCGGCUACCUCGUUGGCAGAGACGCUCUGUGGCUCUCCUCUCUACAUGGCGCCUGAGAUCCUACGUUACGAACGAUACGAUGCCAAGGCCGACCUGUGGUCUGUUGGAACCGUAUUGUAUGAGAUGGUGUCGGGCAAGCCCCCCUUCCGAGCGAGCAAUCACGUUGAGUUGUUGAGAAAGAUUGAGAACGCCGAUGACCAGAUCAGAUUCCCCAAGGAAUGCCAGGUCAGCUCCGAGACCAAAGGUCUUAUUCGUGCACUACUGAAGCGGAAUCCCGUCGAGAGACUGAGUUUUGAGAACUUCUUCAAUCAUCCGGUAGUCACCGGAGCAAUUCCCGGCGUCGUCGAAGACGAUGUUCCCAAAGUGAAACGAGCGCCAUCAAAGGAGAUCCGAAACUUCUCAAGAACGGACGAACCGCGUUCCAGUCCUCGCCGCCUGUCGUUCCGUCGCCAAUACAUGACCGAUGCCGAUCCCUCACGGGAAGAGGCUGGUUCGUCCUCACCUCGUGAAAAGCCGCGGAGAUCUUCACCGCUAGCGAGUCCAGCAGAAUUCCCCUUCGACAAGCAGCCAGCGCAGGGCAACGCACGCUUGGCCGACUCCCCUCGCGACGACAAUGCCCCCGGUCUCAGUCUUAGAAGACCACAACCCUUUCCGUCUACGUCAGCUCCUAGCCGGCCGGCGCUUCAAGAAGACUGGCGUCGGCGAGGGCUUUCUAAUGCCUCGCUGAAACAGUACUCACGAGACGAGCAGGCGCCGCCUUCUUCGGCUCUCAAAGAGUAUGCCGGCAGGGGAAAGCAAAAGAGCGCUGCUGCUGACGAGCGCGAUAAAGUGGCCCAGGAUAUUGCCUUCGAGAGAGACUAUGUUGUGGUGGAGAAGAGGCAGGUCGAGGUCAAUGCAUUCGCCGACCAGUUGGCUGCGCAGGGGGCAGAAGCGCAGGCUAUGUCGCCCAAAGCUGGCCAGAUUGUCCGCCGGGCUACGCAGCAGGGAAUUCCUACUUCUACUACUGGUGCCAUACCUGCGGAGCGCUCCAAGGCCCAGCAGAUUGCUCAGGGCAAUCAACACCCCGAACAUUACCGACGAGGCUCGUACGACAAGAACCUGUCAGGAAGCCCCAGCUCCACUACUUCGGUCAUCUCUAAGGCAAUCCAGGACGCAAGCUUGAGAUUAUUUGGUUUCAAGUAUCCGGCGCAUCUGCUUGGCAAAGGAGCAUCCCCUCCUCAUCUCUACAACCCCUACCCUACCUACCCGACUCCGGCCGCGCCCGCUGGCCUUAUUACCGAUGGCCGUCAAGGUGCCGCCAUCGACGAAGACACCCGGGUUGCGCAGUGUAUUGAAGACUAUGCUACGCGGAGCGACUGCGUGUGGGGCUUCGCCGAAGUCAAGUACAAGCAGCUCGUGCCCAUGGCCCCGUCCAUGGAUCAUGGUCUGGGCGGUGUGCCGGCUGACAAGCUGGCACCCGAGGAUGACGAUCUGACAGUGGAAGCCGUGGUCGUACUUUCGGAAGAGGCACUUGUCCUCUACGUCAAGGCGCUCUCAUUACUUGCCAAAUCGAUGGACAUUGCCAGCAUCUGGUGGGCACGCAAGGCUAGAGGAGGCGAUUCUAGCACCCAACAGCACAUCAUCGCCCGUGACUCGGCAGCAAUCCAAAGCCUUGUGACUCGAGUCAACUCUGCCGUCCAGUGGGUGCGCAAGCGCUUCAACGAGACCUUGGAGAAGGCCGAAAUCGUCAGAUUGAAGCUGAUUGAUGCCCAAAAGCAACUUCCCGAAGACCAUCCUAGUCAUCCGAGCAACCACCAGCAAGAGGCCGCUUCGACUAGCGCAUCUAGUGCUGAAGGUAUUGUACUUACAAGUGGCCUUAGUGCCGAGAAAUUGAUGUAUGAGCGAGCCCUGGAGAUGAGCCGCACCGCGGCUAUCAACGAGAUUGCGAACGAGGACUUGAAAGGCUGCGAGCUCUCUUAUGUCACUGCGAUCCGUAUGCUGGAAGCCGUUUUGGAUAACGACGAAGACUUGUCCAAGCGUAGGGUCCCCGGGACGCCCAAGGUUGAACGCGACUUGAUUCGGGAAGGUGCAUCCGAAAUCAACGCGGACGACCAGCAGGCGGUUCACAAGAUGAUUCAAAUGAUCUCAGGCAGACUAGCCAGUCUUCGGAAGAAGAUGCAAAUGAUUGCCAAUGCGUCAAAGGCGCAACAGCAAAGCAUCUCCAAGAAACGCAGUGGCGAUAUCGCUUCGCGAAGCAAUCCCACGUAG
This is a messenger RNA of Pseudomassariella vexata, 2913 nucleotides long. RefSeq lists its product as uncharacterized. Gene Ontology annotation, cellular component: autophagosome; cytoplasm. The record is from RefSeq and is a predicted model, not a curated record. Gene Ontology annotation, molecular function: ATP binding; protein serine/threonine kinase activity. Gene Ontology annotation, biological process: protein autophosphorylation; peptidyl-serine phosphorylation; autophagy. The coding region runs from base 1 to 2913 and encodes 970 amino acids. NCBI's taxonomy places the organism in Eukaryota, Fungi, Ascomycota, Sordariomycetes, Amphisphaeriales, Pseudomassariaceae. The transcript has 3 exons.